GAGAUGCAAAUUCUCUCUGUGUGAGCUUUCAAGAGAGCGUCCAUAAUAAACACUUCCUCAGCAGUGGUGUGAUGGGAGUUGAACUGUAAGCUGCUGACCAAUGAGAUGGAGGCUGUGCAGUCAUCCCAGCAGCAGCAGCAGCAGCAGCAUCAGUGUGUGUCCGUGAGAGAGCGAGUGUGUAGUAGCCUCAAACGGUGGGACUGUGGACACCCUCUCUGAACUGAACGGGACUCUCAGCAGGCAGGCCGUGCAUUUCGCCCCUCUCAAUGUGCUUUUUACCAAAUGGAAGCAGAGGUGUUGAGCCCUCAGAUGAUGGCAGACGUCAAUGGCAACAAUAAAAUCACCAACGCGGAGCUGGAGGUGUUAAAGCUUCAGGAACUGGUUCGAAAACUGGAAAAGCAAAACGAACAAUUGCGGACUAGAGCGAACGCUGUAAACAAUUGCUCCAUCGGCCCUCAUCUCCAGACGUCGUUGUCGUGUCUGCACGGCGGUACGUCGUGUCCGAGUGACAAUUUCUCCUGCAAAUAUGGCAUUUCGAGUCCGACGCAGUCGCCUCCGUGUGUCCCCGGACCCCGAGGUUCAACGGAGGAGCCUUUCGCUUAUUUUCAGCCGAGCUCGGUGUCUCCUGACGCCCCCGGGGAGGACAGUGGCGCCGCUGGAGCCACAACUGUUUUGGAUGAGGUUGAUAUUUUGGACCUCAACGCCGUGCUCCCUGUCGGAGAGCCCGAUAGCUGGCUGUAUGUGAGUCCUAAAGCCAAGCUGCAGAGUGAGAACAUCCUCAGCCCUCUCCAGUGGUGCAGGCAGGUACUGGACCACCCGGGGCCCGAGGUGGAGCUGGCCAAGAUGACCCUCUGUCACAGACUGGACCAAGCUAAGCGGAGACGUGGAGUCUCCUCCGUCCGUCCAUAUAGCUGCAUAGAGGGGCUCUCCGCCCUCAGCUGCCCCGUCCUGCCUUACACCAAAUCUACUGCACUAACCGAGUCUCCAGCCCCUUUGCCAUCAUCAGGUCAGUCCUUUCUCCAGCCAACUCUCACGCUCAGGCCCAGCUGCAGCCUCAGUGACAGGGCGCCCACCUUCCUAUCAAACUCCACUCUCCACAAUGUGGGACGCCGGCAUGCAGCAAUCAGCCCCCAGUCUUCCCUGGACAGUGAGACAGGUGUGUCAGAGUUGGAGGAUGACUCCAUCUCGAUGAGCUACAAACUGCAGGACAUGACAGAUGUGGAGGUCAUGGCACGACUUCAGGAGGAGAGUCUCCGACAGGAUUACGCCUCUACCUCAGCCACAGCCAGCCGUCGCUGCUCCAGCUUCUCCUUACACUCCCUCAGGCGCAGUGAGAUGGAUCUGGAUGAGGAGGAUGAGGAGGACGAGGGCUAUGACCAGCUCCCUCCUCCCCAGCCUCGAUUGUUUCGCACAGGGUCUAUGCAGCGGGGCAGCCUGCCCCACUCUCACACCUUUUCUAGUAUACGGGACUGCAGACGCAGCUCAGCCACCCCUCAGUUUUCACUCAGCGGACUCUCCCAGUACUCUGGGCCCUCCAGCCUGACCACAGAAACACACACAGCUUACAGGAAUAGCACAGACAAGCUACGGAGAAGCAUGCCCAACCUGAUCCGAGCUCCCAGCAUGCCCAGUGUUCCCAGUAUUUCAUGCCUGGCUUCCCCUGUCAACCCACCCUCCCACGGUCCCUCCUCCUUGCCAUUGAUAUCCUCUCUCCGGAGCAGCCAGAGCUUUGACUCAUCCAAUGGGCUUGCACGACUCCAGUCCUCUAUUCCUUCCCCAGGGCAGCUCAGUCAGCGGGUCCAUAGUGUGGGGAACUUCCCCACUACUCCCCGACACCCACUUAAAGCCACCGCCUAUGUGAGCCCUACCGUGCAGCAGGGCCCCACCUCCCUGUCCUCCUCUGUCAGCCUACACUCCAUCCCCAGCAGUGCUGCGCUGCCUCAGCCCCUCAAACCCAGCAGCACUUUGGUACCGCAGCCCCUAAAAGCCAGUGGCAACCAGUCAUCUGUUCCUCGCAGCUCCCUUCCUCGCCCAGCCUCCUUUAUAGGAACAAGUGGGGUUCCGCGUGCCAGCAAAAUCACGCAGCCCACACGCAGUUUGCUGACCCCUCCAAAGAGCCUGGCUGCCCUGAGCUCCCUGAGAGAUGGCAGCUGGAAAGAUGGCUGCUACUGAACCCAAAUAAACUGAUGUCGAAGAAGUGCACAGGGUAACACUGCAUGGGACCCAACUGAUUUAAAAAAAAUCCCAUCAGGAGGGCCCAGUCUUGGGCUGUGACCCAAGAGAGAAUGACUGUUAACCUUUCUAAAAGGCACUACUCCUCGCUGAAGGACGAAGCAGUGACUGAGAACAGUAUGGGUCCAGCAGGCUGGAUCUUGACCUUACUAGCUGCUGAAACACAGACUGACACACUAUGACUCAACCUGGCAAUAUUCUGAUAAUCAGCUGUUAAUUGUGGACCGAAUCUUGUUUAAUAUGUGUUGUUUUUUUAAUUUGUCAUUGUGGAGUGUUAAGGCUUUCAUUCAGCUGAAUGAAAAUUUCUCUCCAGUUGAAGGCAUAGAAAAAAAUAGGCCAUGCUUUUGUACACGCUUUUCAUGAUUUCAUGAUUUCAUAUGAUGAAUUUUGCAAGUAUUCAUUUUUGUCAGACUGUGGUGUCAGAUAUGAAGGUGAACCUUUUGUUUCAUCCCGUGCCUGGUAAAACGUAGCGUAUGUCAGUAGUAUUUAUUGGCUCACCCUUGCAGCACUUUUGAUCAGAAUUAUGGUUAACACAUUAAAAUAAAUCUUUUCUUUUUUUUUUGUAAAAUAUGACGUUAUGUUCAAGUGAGUAUACACACAUUAUCUUUUGGCCACCUUGUUUUCAUUAACGUUUACAUGAGAGCUAAUAUUUUUAAUGUUCUUUCAUAAACGUAAUAGCUCCAAUGGUAUUGCACAUAGAGCCCUGAUGCUUUUUAUGGAUGACAAGAAUUUAAAGGGGAGGUGAGUUUUUAAAGCGAAUAAAAGCCUUUCAAAGUG
Molecule: messenger RNA, 3009 nt
Organism: Scatophagus argus
Lineage: Eukaryota; Metazoa; Chordata; Actinopteri; Scatophagidae
Gene: slain1a
Product: SLAIN motif family, member 1a
Exons: 9
Coding region: 283-2172 (629 amino acids)
Biological process (GO): microtubule nucleation; cytoplasmic microtubule organization; positive regulation of microtubule polymerization
Cellular component (GO): microtubule plus-end
Source: RefSeq, a predicted model, not a curated record